AUGGCAGCCGCCGCCAUGAUGGCGUACUAUCCGUACGACGACAUGUCGAUUGACGAACCCGAGCGAGGGUACCUGAAGAAGUUGGCCGAUCUCGCCGAGCAGCAGAAUCUCGAAGAGGAUAUGCGUUCAUAUGUUCGAGCUGUCACAAUCGCCUUUACCGUCCUUGCCACCGUGGUGGUUGGCUUGCGGUUCACUUCGCGUCAUUUGCAAAAUGCCAAGUACCUAAUCGACGAUUACACAAUGUUGGCGGCGUUGGCCAUCUUGAUCGGGAAUAUGAUUAUGAACUUGAUUUUGGUGGAAGGCGGCAUUGGAUUGCAUUCGGGCCGCCUAAAUCUCGAGCAAACGCAGUUCCUCAACAGAACUAUGAUAGGCGCCGAGAUAUUGUACGUCAACGGUGUCAAUAUGUACAAGGUCGCACUGCUGCUUCUCUACCUACGCAUCUUCCCGAUGCGCGAAGUUCGAAAAGGAGCUUUGAUCUGCGGCAGCUUAACAACCGGGUGGACGCUGGCCUGCGUCAUCGCCGCCUCUAUUCAAUGUUUACCAAUCGUCAAGGUAUGGGAACCCUGGAGGCCAGGCUAUUGCAUCAACCUCUUCUUGACCCAGCUGUGUAUCUCCGUACCCAGCAUUAUCGUCGACAUCGCAAUUCUCUACCUCCCGAUCCCCCAUGUCUUGAAACUUCAGAUGAACAGAGCCCAGCGAGUCCUGGUUCUUUUCACUUUCCUGCUUGGGAGUUAUGUCGUCUUCUGCAGUAUCUACCGCUUCAAGAUUUUUUUGGGGUACACACCAGAUGACGUACCAUAUUCGCUUGCGCAAGGCCUUGCAUGGAACAUUAUUGAAUUAAGCAGUGGAAUAGUUUCAGCGUGCUUACCGACAUUGGGUCCCAUUGUCCGGUUAUUGUGGAAAGGAUUGCUUGACACUGCUCAGCGUAGUGGACUGGACAAGUACGCUCGGAGCAUAUCUACGAACAAGAAAUCGGGAUCGAGGUCAGCAGCCUUAACUAUCGGCGGCGGCCAACGAUCCGGAACCGCUUCCCAAGCCCGCGACGGCUCCAAGGACUGGUCAAAGCUUUCGGAGCCUAACAACAAAGCCAACAACUUCCGCGAAGAGGCCAAGUACGGUAUCGGACUUAGGACAAUGGGCGGAGGCGACGACGAUCGCAGCUCCCGCAGCUCGAACGAGGUGGACGUAACCCCUCAAAACAGCGUCAGCGUGACGAUCAAAAGUCCCGGCGCCUCGAGUUUCCGAGAACGCGACCAGAAUAUGUCGGCAAGGGACUAUUACCACGGAAAAAGACUCACGAGGCAGCAGAGCACUUCGAACUAUUCUCAGUCGAACAAUAUGAUCUGGCAGCACCGUGAAAUUGAAAUAACUACGGAGCCGGUGGAGCCGGAAUCAAUGAUUCCUGAACCCAGCAGCAAACGGAGGUCCGGAUUGCCAUGA
Messenger RNA from Colletotrichum graminicola M1.001, 1440 nucleotides. RefSeq lists its product as uncharacterized. Lineage: Eukaryota; Fungi; Ascomycota; Sordariomycetes; Glomerellales; Glomerellaceae. The record is from RefSeq and is a predicted model, not a curated record. Bases 1 to 1440 code for a protein of 479 amino acids. The transcript has 4 exons.